CGUGACCCGCGCAGGCGCCAUGUGUGCCGCAGGGCGCGCGUCCACUGACCGGAACACCGGCAGUGUUGCGAAGUUGGCCUUCUCAGUCCCAGCUUGGGCGGUCCCUUGGAAAGUGGCUGUCCCGGGCCUGGGGGCGGGGCCAGUGCUCGUCUCCGAGCUCUAGAGGUUCCGCUGAGAAUUGAGAAGCGCGGCGGCAGCAAGACGCCUUCUCUGGAGCCGCCGAGCUGGAGUUGGAAGUGGAGCUCCGUGGGGCUGGGCCCCCGGCUGCGGGGCAGCGGCUCCUGCAGCCUGAGGCCUGGGCGGAGAAUGAGAAAGAGCCAGAGACGGUGGCGGUCUCCCAGCCGAGCGGUGGGACCGGGAGCAUGCUGCGGUGGUUCACCACUGUGAUCCUGUUUUCUUCCUUCCUGGGGCUGGGAUUGAGUGUUGCUAUACUCGGACCCACGUUUCAAGAUUUGGCAACAAAUGUGAACCGAAAUAUCAGUAGUCUGUCUUUCAUUUUUGUGGGUCGUGCCUUUGGAUAUUUGAGUGGCUCUGUGAUUGGUGGAGUUCUUGUUGACAUCAUGAAUCAUUUUUUACUUUUGGGUAAUGUCAUGUCGGCUACCACAGUUGGUCUUUAUCUGUUCCUUUUUGCAAGAAGCAGUAUUACUCAUGUCAUGAUUCCUGUCUUGGGUGCUUCAAUGGGCAUUCUGGAUACAGGUGGUAACGUCCUUGUCUUGGCUCUUUGGGGGGACAAAGGAGCCCCACAUAUGCAGGCCUUACACUUCUGUUUUGCUUUGGGUGCCUUUUUGGCUCCACUGCUAGCUAAACUGGCAUUGGGUCCGACAGUGUCUGCUGAAAACCACACAGAGUCUAACUUUCAUCGUCCUGCACUCAACCAGUCAUCUGAUGCUGACUCAGGAGUUCUGUUUGGAGUACCUAAUGAUAUGACUUUACUGUGGGCUUAUGCUGUUAUCGGAACUUACAUGUUCGUAGUUUCUGUCAUUUUGUUUGCUCUGUUUUUAAAGAAUAGCUCAAAGCAGGAAAAAGCAAGAGUGUCUGCUCAGACAUCUCGAAGAGCAAAAUAUCACAAUGCCCUUCUUUGUCUCCUUUUUGUGUUCUUCUUUUUCUAUGUUGGAGCCGAGGUAACCUAUGGCUCUUAUGUUUUCUCAUUUGCAACCACUCAUGUUGGCAUGAAAGAAAGUGAAGCCGCUGGGUUGAACUCCAUCUUCUGGGGGACAUUUGCAGCCUUCAGGGGCCUGGCAAUCUUUUUUGCUACAUGCUUACAACCUGGAACCAUGAUCGUGUUGAGCAACAUUGGCAGCCUGACUUCAUCUUUAUUUCUGGCUUUUGACAAGAACCCAGUUUGUCUCUGGAUAGCAACUUCAGUGUAUGGGGCCUCAAUGGCAACCACAUUUCCUAGUGGUGUUUCUUGGAUUGAACAGUACACGACCAUCCAUGGGAAAUCUGCAGCAUUUUUUGUAAUUGGUGCUGCCCUGGGAGAAAUGGCUAUUCCUGCGAUGAUUGGAAUUCUUCAAGGAAAAUACCCUGAUUUGCCUGUAGUGCUCUAUACCUCUUUGGGAGCCUCAGUAGCCACUGGUGUUUUAUUUCCUGUGAUGUAUAAAUUAGCCACUUCACCUCUUAAUCGCCAGCGAAAAGAAAAUAGAAAGAGUGAGGACCAGAAAGCUUUGCUUUCUAGCUCCGGGCUAAAUGAAUAUGAGGAAGAGAAUGAAGAGGAGGAUGCAGAAAAAUGGAAUGAAAUGGAUUUUGAAGUGAUUGAAAUGAAUGAUACAAUGAGGCAUUCUGUAAUAGAGACAUCUGGAAAUAGUUUGACGUCCACAGCUGAAAUCUGUAACCACCCAUCAAAUGCAGUGGUGUUUGAGUCCUCUCCUGUUAAUACUGGCAACUCCCAUGUGAAGCACUUGUCUGAAACCAGGACUGACAUCCCUAAAUAAUUGCCACUUCUAAGGAGGCCAUUGAGAGCAGAGCAUUAGCAGAAUUUCACCAUGCCUUGGGAAUUAAAAUUUCUAGGUCCAAUUAUAGUGAAUGCUAAAAAGUUUUGAAAUGUUCUGUAAUUCCCAGAGUCUUCCAUCAGUAACCAAAUGGUCUCAAACACGUACA
Messenger RNA from Callithrix jacchus (white-tufted-ear marmoset), 2097 nucleotides. Lineage: Eukaryota; Metazoa; Chordata; Mammalia; Primates; Cebidae. The record is from RefSeq and is a predicted model, not a curated record.